This is a messenger RNA of Daucus carota subsp. sativus, 1237 nucleotides long. RefSeq names its product 2-hydroxyisoflavanone dehydratase-like. The transcript has a single exon. The coding region runs from base 137 to 1096 and encodes 319 amino acids. The record is from RefSeq and is a predicted model, not a curated record. Gene Ontology annotation, molecular function: hydrolase activity. Lineage: Eukaryota; Viridiplantae; Streptophyta; Magnoliopsida; Apiales; Apiaceae.
UGUUGUAGUUGGCAUGAAAUCACUACAUAAACGACAGUUAAAUUGGUCCUUUAAGGACUUAUAUUUCACUAAGACUUGUCUACUUUCACUGCAAUAAGCUCCUUCAUUGAAGUUUCUUCAAGUAAAAGCAUUUGGCAUGGAGAACAACACGAAGGAAAUAGAGAGGGAGUGCCUACCAGUGAUCAAACUCUACAAAGACAAAACCGUGGAAAGACUCUACAUCUCAUCCCCGAUUGUUCCACCAUCCACUGAAGUCGUUCCAGGAGUUUCAUGCAAAGACAUUACCAUUUCCACCACUGUCUCAGCUCGUCUUUACCUCCCAAACCUCCGUGACAAUAACAAUCAGAAGCUUCCAAUUUUUAUCUAUUAUCAUGGAGGCUACUUCUGCUUCGAGUCUGCCUUCUCAACCCUCUUUCAUACCUACAUUUCCUCUCUAGCUUCCGAGGCCAAGGCUCUUGUCAUUUCGGUUGAGUACAGAUUAGCCCCCGAGCACGUUCUGCCCGCAGCUUAUGAGGAUUCUUGGGAAGCUCUCCAAUGGGUUGCUUCUCAUUCCACUAGAGAAAAAACAGACGAUGCAUGGCUUGAGAAUCAUGGAGACUUUGACAGGGUUUACAUAGGUGGAGAUAGCUGUGGUGCAAAUAUUGUACACAACAUGUUGUUACGUGCCAGUGUUGAAAAUCUAGCCGGUGAUGUGAAAAUAUUAGGUGCACUUUUGUCACAUCCUUAUUUUUGGGGGUCGAAGACUAUAAAAUCCGAAUCAAGUGACGAUCAUGAACAGAGGAUGCCUUAUAAGAUAUGGUAUUUUUCGUACCCGAAUGCAUCAGGCGGGAUUGAUAAUCCGAUGAUCAAUCCGUGGAUCGAUGGAGCACCGAGUCUGUCAUUGUUAGCCUGUUCGAAGCUGCUGGUGUGCGUCUCCGAGAAAGAUGAGUUGAGAGACAGAGGUCUGAAGUAUGUUGAGUGUGUGCAACAGAGCAAGUGGAAAGGUGAGAUAGAAGUGAUUGAAAUCCAAGGAGAGGAUCAUUGCUUUUUUCUUUUCAAUCCGGACACAGACAAGGCCAGGAGUUUAGUGAAGCGCUUUGCUGAUUUUAUCAAAUGACUCGUUUACUGAUCAGUAUAAGUCAUAAGUCAUUAUUUUAAGUAUACCGCGCUCGGAGCUGUAGUUCAUAAGAAAUUUCAGGUUUUGUUUUUCUUGUUGUGCCAAGUCCACAAGUCAAUAACGUGUUCACUUCCCUUGUUA